Messenger RNA from Telopea speciosissima, 1277 nucleotides. Its product is annotated as trafficking protein particle complex subunit 12-like. Lineage: Eukaryota; Viridiplantae; Streptophyta; Magnoliopsida; Proteales; Proteaceae. Gene Ontology annotation, molecular function: protein binding. The transcript is spliced from 3 exons. The coding region runs from base 134 to 1258 and encodes 374 amino acids. The record is from RefSeq and is a predicted model, not a curated record.
CCGUGUGAUCACUGUUCGGUACUCACCUUCUCCUCAAGUCCCAUCUUUCUGCGAGAUGCUUGCGAUCUUUAGUUUCAGCACCGGCGCAUUUUAGAAACGGAACCUCGAAGAACAAGUUCCUGGCCGCAGCGAGAUGGACCACGAAUCAAAUGAAGAACAAACCCUAGCAUCAAAUUUACAAUCUCUCUCGUUCUCAGAUCCCUUAUCCAACCAAUUCAACUCCUUGAACGAUCUCUGCUACGAAAUCUCAUCUCUGCAAGACCUAGCUUCUCGAGGCUCAUGGCUAUCGAUCCUCGACAAGGUUGCUCGAGCACGAAAACUCUCUCUCCUUCGAAAACCCCACGAACAUUUGAUCUAUCUCUCUUAUAACGUUCUAGCGCUGACAAAGCUUCGUCAAUACGGAGAUGCGGCGGAAGAACUCGAUUCUCUUGAAGACUUCGACAGCGCUCAAUACAAGUACGAAUCCUAUCCCGAUCAUUAUCCGAAUCGAUCUGGUUCGAUGGUUCCUUUUGCGCUUCGAUGGCUUCACGCAGAGAUCCCUCACAAGUUAGGUAAGCGACAAGAAACCCUAGAUAGAUUGUACACUCUGCUUGAUUUCGUACGGACGAAAUUGAAGGAGAGGGAAUCAAAAUCCAUCGACGUUUGUUUUGAUCGGUGGAAGAAAAAGGAAGCCUUUCUGAUCAAUGCAAUUUCCUGUCAUCAUUUGAGUUAUAAAGAGUUCGGCGUGUGCUUGACAUUGCUCCAGAGUCUACUCAACGUUGAUUCACUGGAUCCAGUAUUGUUAUCGAAGCUGGGUUAUAUACAGAUGCAGCUUGGAGAUCUAGAUGGAUCUAAAGCGUCGUUCAAUCGAGUUGAAAGCUUGAUGAAGGAAGGUAAUUCCGGGGCGUUAUUGGAUGAAGUGGAGUUUAAGAAUCUGAUUUGUCGGAAUAAGGCUAUGAUUUAUUUGGUGGGGAAGGAUUAUAUAUCAGCUGUGAGAGAGUAUGAUAAAUGCAUUGAGAGAGACCCGACCGAUGUGGUGGCAACAAAUAACAAGGCACUGUGCUUGAUGUAUUCGAGGGAUCUUUCAGAUUCGAUCAAGGUCUUAGAAAGUGCAUUGGAGAGGGUUCCGACGGUGGCUCUCAAUGAGACAUUGGUGGUAAAUUUGUGUAGCAUGUAUGAAUUGGCUUAUGUUAACCAUGGUGACAUCAAGAAGACGCUCAGUAAUUGGAUUGCUCGAGUUGCUCCUGAUGAUUUUGAUUCAUCUUGUACUCGAAUUUAAGUGGCUUUAUCCCCAUUGC